Molecule: messenger RNA, 2506 nt
Organism: Saccostrea cuccullata (small rock oyster)
Lineage: Eukaryota; Metazoa; Mollusca; Bivalvia; Ostreida; Ostreidae
Exons: 5
Coding region: 1-933 (310 amino acids)
Source: RefSeq, a predicted model, not a curated record
AUGUACGCGGUGUUGGUUCUUCAGGCAGUAUUACACAGCCGGGCUUUAGACACACGUAACUAUAUCCUACAAGAUGAGCACAAGUGUGACGUAGCCAUAUGUGGGGCACAGACAUAUAAUGUUGAAGUGAACGAAGCCAUCCUGGUUUCUGGUGGCGCAACACAUUCUUCUGUUGACCAUGAUCAUGAUGGUUGUGAUAAGGGACUGGUUUGUGAGCUCCAGUUAUACCCAGACACGAACGACAACGAGAAACAGCAGCUUCGUAUCAUCUUCAGAUCCUUCUACAUAACGUCUGAUAAAAUCCAGUUAAAACUGGAUCAAUCUAGCACGACUUCCUUUCAUGACGUUCAUUCCAUUGCCAUUUUAACGAAAAACUCUUCAAGACCAAAAGAUUUUAUGACAGAUAUUGGCAAUGUCCUUCGGAUUCGACUCACAGGGGAUGAUGGAAAUAGUUCAGAUGGGUACCGGUUUGAGAUAAGCAUCACAAGAGCGGGAGCUUCGUUUACGCCCCCUUCGCCAUCUCCAGAAGUCCCAACCUCUCUCUCACCCGGUGUCAUCGCUCUCGUCGUCUUCAUUGUUGUUGCUGUCGUUUCAUUCAUCGUAUUUUUGGUUGUAAAAACCGUCAUUCUGAGGGAAAGGAUGAAAGCAUUCCAAAGAAAUAGCAGAGAAUCACUGACAGGUAUAAACCUAGACGACGGCUGUCCAGGGAACCGGAGGCGGGUCGAAUCGAACACGUACACACCUAUACCAAGGGAAGUCGGUGAUGAUUCCCGGCCCGAGACCCAGCGACAAAGAACGGAGGACUCAAGUUACGCGAUGACAGACUUUCCUUACGUCAACGCACCUAUUGUUGUAAUUAAGACUUCAGAUAGUUCACAUCCAUUACCAUCUGCCCCGCCCCCGGCUUAUAAUGACGUAAUGGGAUCGUCAUAAGAACUAGCUAUAGGUACAGGUUGUAUUAUGAGUUAGCUGCUCAAAAGCUUGAUGUAUUAAUUCUAAUUUGAGCAGAAUUUGAAGAGUUUGGAACAUUACUAAGUAUAUGUAGCUACCUUAGACAUGUAUUCCAUGUGUAUUCUCCAAUCAAUAUAUUCUAUUAGCAAAAUAUUGUGAUCUCAGGUGUACAUCGUUUGAUUUAUUGUUGAAUGCAAAUUGAUAAUUAAUUAUACUAUAUCAUAUAUUAUGUGAAUAUGUAAACCAAAUGACUUAUUUUUGAAAAUGAAAGAUUUUUUAUUGUAUAUCAAUGUAACAUUAAAGCAUAUAAAUGUAUACAUAUAUUUUAUUUACCUGUGUCAAGAAGCAUUAUUUUUGGUUUUCAACUUGAUAUAUUUAUUCAUAUAUCAUGUGUAUUCUAUAAUAGGGUUUAGUUAAUAAUGGCAUUUUAUUUUAUAUUGUGUAUUUUAAUUGGCAACACUUGUUUUAUUUUGCAAGAGCUUACAAGAAAGCAUAUCAUGAAUUUAUCAUUUUAGAUUUACAUCUGAGAGUUAAAUUUUUGGGAAAAUACAUAUAACAUAUUGAUAAAAAAAAAUAUGCAACAUCUUGUCACUAUUAGUAUUUCUAACCUCUGAAGGUUAGGGCAUUUAAGUAGUUUUUUUCCUGUCCAACCGUCUGUCUGAUCAGCUGUCUAUUUUCUAUUUGACUGCAAAAACUUUGCCCAUAACAUUUGAUUUCAUGGAGAUACGGCUUUCAUUUUUUUCCUACGCAAUGAAAAAAGAACUUUAUUUUAAAGACCAAUAAUUAACAUAUUUGGCCUCUUGAAUUUGAACUUUGGGUUUUACCCAUUUUUUGCAAAAAUUUACAAAACUUUAAUCUUGACCUUUUGAACAGUUGGUGCUAAGGCUUUCAUCCUUCCUUUUUCCACGACCUUUCUUUGGGUACAAAGUUUUUUAAUCUUGACUUUGUAGUUUGACCCAUAUCAAUAAAAAAUCAACCUGGAUACAAACAAUUUUAUUCUUUGACCUUAGAAUUUGGUGUUAGGGCUUUCAUAUUUCACAUGUGUUUUCUUUUGCCAAGACCUCUCUUUGGGAACCAACAAUUUGGAGCCUUUCACUUCGAUCUCUGAGUUUUAUCUUUUGAACAUUUUCAAUCUUUGCCAUAGCUUUUGAAUAGUUAACGAGUAUUUUUUUUAUUUCAUAUACCUGGGUAUGUAUUUCUUUUGUAUGUGCUAGACGAGUCAUUUUGUACAAAAUGCUAUAUAUUUUUUUACAACUACUCCGGGAGACAAAGCAACUACCCUCUUCAUAUCCUUGGAUACAUUGAACAUUCCUUCCAUUACCCCUUGUACGAAACAGAAUGCGUUCUUCCAAGACCAAAAUUGGAAGAUUAUGUAAUGUCAUAACCUUGAUUCAAAAAUGACAAUCGAUAUUCUGCCCAUAGAAGACAUAGAAGACCCUAUGUAACAGUUAAGAAAACAAGACUCAAAAAUUUAAUUUUUUAUUAAACAUGAUGUUAUGUUACAUUUUGCUAUUUUUUUUACUUUUGUAAAUUCAUGGUUUUUUAAAAUAAAUUG